UUGCCGUGUCACAAGUUCUACUUGAUGCGGGUGCUAAUAUUUCAGAGCGCACUAAAUCGGGAUAUACACCACUUCAUAUUGCUGCCCACAAUAAUCAAAUCAAUGAAAUUAAAUUAUUACUUGAAAAUGAUGCCAAUAUUGAGAUGACCACUACAGUGGGUUACACGCCACUUCAUCAAGCAGCCCAGCAAGGCCAUACCCUGGUCAUUAAUCUGCUGCUUCGACAUAAGGCCAAUCCUAAUGCUGUUACAAAAAAUGGACAGACAGCUUUAGAUAUUGCUAAUAAUCUAGGUUACGUAACUGCUGUGGAGACUCUAAAGGUCGUAACGGAAGUAUCAGUAAUUGAUAUAACGACCGGAGUGUUGGAGGAAAAAUACAAGGUGGUCGCUCCAGAAUUUAUGCAUGAAGCACUGCUAUCUGAUUCCGAGGAGGAAGGUUGUUGCGACGAAAUUUUUGAUCAUAAUCAAUACAAAUAUAUGGCUACUGAAGAGUUGAGAAACACAACUGAUGAUCAUGAUAAUAAUAACUUUGAUACCACUAAUCCAGGGCACGAUUUGCUGGAUGGAUCGGCUUUUGCGCCUGUAAACGAAACAGAAAAUUCGAAAAUAAAUGAUUUAAAUUUGAAUGCAAGUGCAGAAAAGAAGUCGGAUAAUGUAAAUGUCGUCCGACCUAUUCAUUUGGGAUUUCUCGUUUCAUUUCUGGUUGACGCGCGAGGCGGCUCAAUGCGUGGUUGUCGUCACAGUGGUGUUCGCAUUAUUGUUCCACCCAAAGCUUGCGCAGAACCAAUGCGAAUCACUUGUCGUUACGUCAAGCCACAACGUGUUGCUAACCCUCCCUUGAUGGAAGGUGAGGCAUUGGUGAGUCGCAUAUUAGAAAUGUCACCAACCGAGACUACAUUUCUAAGCCCAAUUAUUUUGGAAGUGCCGCACUUUGGGUCAUUGCGUGAGAGGGAGCGGGAGAUCAUUAUAUUACGAUCGGACAACGGAGAAAGUUGGCGCGAGCAUUGCUUAUACGAUAAUGAGGACCAUCAAUUGAAUGAAAACAUAGAUACCGAAUUGAAUCCCUUAGAGGAUUUACACACCAACCGCAUCAUUCGCAUUGUUACUCACAAUUUACCGCAUUUCUUUGCCGUGGUCUCUCGUAUCCGUCAAGAGGUACAUGUCAUUGGACCAGAUGGCGGCACUGUUUGUUCUACAUCUGUUCCCGAAGUCCAAGCUAUAUUUCCAUCACAUGCACUAACCAAAAUACGCGUAGGACUGCAAGCGCAACCAGUCGAUUUAAUUGGAUGCUCGAAGCUUUUGGGACAGAGCGUAGCUGUCUCGCCUGUGGUUACUGUUGAGCCACGUCGCCGUAAGUUCCACAAAGCAAUCACAUUGAGCAUUCCAGCACCACAAACCUGCAAUCAGGGCAUGGUAAAUGCAUCCUAUGGAGCCAUGAAUGCACCUACACUACGGCUUCUGUGUUCCAUAACUGGUGGUCAGAAUCGUGCUGUUUGGGAGGAUGUAACAGGAUCAACGCCAUUGGCUUUCGUCAAAAGCAGUGUUAGUUUCACCACUACGGUGUCAGCGCGAUUUUGGUUAAUGGAUUGCCGUAAUGUUUCCGAUGCUGGACGUAUGGCAACAGAGCUUUAUGCAUACAUGGCACAAGUACCAUUUGUCGCCAAGUUUGUGGUGUUUGCCAAGAAAAUUUCAAGCACAGAAGCAAAGCUAUCUGUCUUUUGUAUGACGGACGACAAAGAGGAUAAGACACUCGAGCAACAAGAGUACUUUAAAGAGGUAGCCAGAAGUCGUGAUAUUGAGGUUCUGCAAGAUCAAAAUAUUUAUCUUGAGUUUGCUGGUAAUUUGGUGCCCAUGCUGAAAUCGGGAGAACAAUUAAAUACAAAAUUUCAAGCUUUUCGCGAAAAUCGCUUAUCCUUCUUAGUUCACAUUAAAGACCAAGAGCAAUCCCUGAGUCGCAUCAGCUUCAUGAGCGAACCGAAAGUGCGACCUGGUGAGCCGCCAUUGGAGCCCAUGUGUGCUCUAAACAUAUCGCUCAGCCCCGAUGUUUUUAAUAAUGAUCGCCAACACGAAUGUCAAACUAUAAGUAAUUAUAUAUAUAACAAAGAUCAAGGUCUGACCUAUAAGGAUCUGAUAAAUGCCGAAAUAAAAGCCAGUUCUAAAGCAAUUUCUAUUGAUGCACUUGAAAGAAUACAAUGUGCUGAUAUGAAAUUGUCUGAUAUAUCUAACUUGAUUGGCAAUGAUUGGCCUCAUUUGGCUAAACAUUUGGGUGUUCCACAAACCGAUAUCGAUCUGGUUAGAGAUGAGUAUGCUGAUAAGGAUGAUGAACAACAAUGUUUAAUGAUGCUAAGACUUUGGAUAUCACAAAAUAGUUCGACUGCUACUGGUAAUUCAAUGUCGCAGGCUUUAGAUCAAAUGGGACGAAACGAUAUUGUAGAGCAGUGCAUGUUCAACUUACAUCCAGUCACGGAUCAAUUGGAACGGGGAUUAGCUACAAUGAGAAUGCAGUCACCUCAACAAGAACUUUCUAACGAUGGUGCUGGUGAUUUAUUGAACGGGAAAAUAACCAACUCAAUGGAAUUUCAAUCAAAUAAUGCAUUAAUCGAAUCGAAUAACGACAAUGACGAAGGUAGAACUAUACCGAAAUCCGAGCUACAAGAGAUAAAGACGGUUUAAACAAGAAAACAAUAUAGCGGAACUUUCGGAUGGAUACCAUAUCACAAAUAUUUUCAUCUUGGUAUAUGACAAGUUUUUGUUACCAAACCCCAGUUAAAUAGUUAUUUGGCUCCAAUGUUUCUUAUUUAUUUAUUUAUUCGUGUAUUCAGUAACGGUUUCUAAUAAUUCUGCUAAACAUACUGUCAAACUGUAAAACUCACACUAUAAUAUAUAUUAUAUAUUGUGCAUUGUUAUUAAAUAAAAACGGUACAUAAAUAAAUUUAUCAUUGCUGAGGCAGGCUUAAAGGGA
Drosophila sulfurigaster albostrigata is the source of this 2961-nucleotide messenger RNA. Its product is annotated as ankyrin-3-like. NCBI's taxonomy places the organism in Eukaryota, Metazoa, Arthropoda, Insecta, Diptera, Drosophilidae. Gene Ontology annotation, biological process: signal transduction. Gene Ontology annotation, molecular function: protein binding. The record is from RefSeq and is a predicted model, not a curated record.